CCGAAAAAAAAACCUUCUCAUCUCAUUCACACAUCUUUUAUUGUUUUGUUUUGUCAUUAAUCACUGGUGUAAGAGAAUAUCCCAAAUCAAAUUGUCAUCAGAACGGUGAAGCUCCCAUCUCAUCAUCGACCCUUCUAAAACAACACUGUGCCUCAACCCGCAUGCGCUCGACCACUACAGUCUCAACUCUCGGGAGACUCGACCUACAUUGUUCGUUAUUUGUGAAUUUUACAGAGAAGGUGCAAAUAAUGAAGUUUGAGAAAGCAAGGCCCUUCAUGGCCAUUGUUUUCAUUCAGUUUCUGUAUGCAUUGAUGUCUAUAGUAGCGAAAAUAGCUUUGAACCAAGGGAUGAGCCCUCAUGUCUUAGUUGCUUACCGCAUGGCAGUUGCUGCAGCUCUCAUUACUCCUUUCGCUCUCGUUCUUGAGAGGAACUCAAGACCAAGGCUGACUUUCAAAAUCUUGUUACAAAUAUCCAUCCUGAGUUUAUUUGAGCCUGUGGUUGAACAAAACCUGUACUACUCAGGGAUGAAACUUACUACUGCCACAUUCACAUCGGCUUUGUGCAAUGCACUUCCUGCAAUGACAUUUAUAAUGGCUUGCAUUUUCAAACUCGAGAAGGUGAAUAUCAAAAGGCGUCACAGCCAGGCGAAGCUGGUGGGAACCAUGGUAGCUAUUGGAGGAGCAAUGCUCAUGACUUUCUUCAAAGGGAAUGUCAUUGAGUUGCCUUGGACAAGCAAGCCAUGGGGGAUUAUUGGGCAGUCACAUGCUAUGAAUACUCCAAAGCAGGAAGAUGUAGGAAAAGGAUCAGUUAUGCUUGUAGCAAGCUGCUUCAGUUGGUCAUGUUACAUCAUUUUACAGGCAAACAUUCUGAAUACAUAUAAUGCUGAGCUCUCGCUAACAGCACUUAUGUGCAUUAUGGGGAUGCUGGAGGCUAGUGUUAUAGCAUUGAUAUGGGAAAGGAAGAACAUGUCUGUCUGGAAAAUCCACCCGGACAUGAAGCUUUUAGCUUCGAUAUAUGGGGGACUUGUCUCAGGGUUAGCAUACUAUGCUAUUGGAUGGGCAUCAAAGAAGAGAGGCCCUGUGUUUGUGAGCGCAUUUAACCCCCUCAGCAUGGUCAUCGUUGCUAUACUGAGUUCCUUUGUUUUCUUGGAGAAACUCUACCUAGGAAGGGUUGUUGGAUCAGUUGUCAUCGUCUUUGGAGUAUACUUGGUACUAUGGGGUAAAAGCAAGGACAAGAUAGAGCAGCCUUCAACAAACGCUGGGUGUGCAGAGACUGUGGUAAAAGCUGACGAGCAGAUGGUUCGGACGCCUGAUAAUAACCAAGUACUACCCAUCUAUGACCAGUUAAUGAUCCCAAAGGCAGCGUUUCAGACUCAGUCAGUCUGAGAUGAUGAUUUUGUUACAGUAUCUCUCUAUAUAAUGCACAACAUUUUUGAUAGUAUCAAUAGUAUUGGUUUGCCAGAAUAAGAGCAAGCAAUACUCUGCCUAAAGUCCCAAAGAAGCUAAGUUUUUGGAGUAUACUUGCAGAAAUUUAGACACCUUAGUAAGAUAACCUAUUGUGGCAGCUUUCUGAUAACCUCCAUUUAUAA
Brassica oleracea var. oleracea is the source of this 1588-nucleotide messenger RNA. Its product is annotated as WAT1-related protein At5g13670-like. The coding region runs from base 162 to 1385 and encodes 407 amino acids. The transcript has 8 exons. The record is from RefSeq and is a predicted model, not a curated record. NCBI's taxonomy places the organism in Eukaryota, Viridiplantae, Streptophyta, Magnoliopsida, Brassicales, Brassicaceae. Gene Ontology annotation, cellular component: plasma membrane. Gene Ontology annotation, molecular function: transmembrane transporter activity.